Messenger RNA from Manduca sexta (tobacco hornworm), 1196 nucleotides. RefSeq names its product glyoxylate reductase/hydroxypyruvate reductase. The record is from RefSeq and is a predicted model, not a curated record. Gene Ontology annotation, cellular component: cytosol. The transcript is spliced from 8 exons. Lineage: Eukaryota; Metazoa; Arthropoda; Insecta; Lepidoptera; Sphingidae. The coding region runs from base 179 to 1147 and encodes 322 amino acids. Gene Ontology annotation, molecular function: NAD binding; hydroxypyruvate reductase [NAD(P)H] activity; hydroxypyruvate reductase (NADH) activity.
CAUUGCAUAACGCAAACCUGUUUACAUUGACUACUUCUUAUCACGUGUAGUUUUUAUUGGAGUGUUAUCGAUUUUUAAACCAUUGUGAUAAUUUUAUAGUAAAACCUUAUUGAAACGAAUAUUGUUAUUAAAGCAACACUUUAAAUAAUUGCGAUAAUUUUCUCAAUUUCAUCACAAGAUGUCAUUAAAAGUUUUUAUUGUCAAUAAAAGUUACCCAGCUGCUGGUUUGGCACUAUUAAAAAAAACAGUUCAAGCAACUGUGAUUCCUUAUUUGGAUCAUGAAGAAAGCAGUCUAAAAGAAAUUAAAAACGGUAUCAAAGGAUAUGACGCAUUAAUAUGGAACACGAAACAUCGUCUCACAGGAGAAAUAUUAGAUUUAGCUGGACCUCGACUAAAAGUGAUAUCAACAAUGUCAUCUGCAACCGAUCACAUCGACCUCGAGGAGGUGAAGAAACGAGGUAUCUUGCUGGGUAACGCGCCUCAAGUGCUCGACGACGCCGUGGCCGACAUAGCUGUGGGGGUCAUGAUAGCAGCCGCCAGGAGGUUUAAAGAAGGCGUCAAAGAACUAGAAAGUGGCGAAUGGAAGUACGGAGUGCAAUGGAUGCUGGGUCAGGACAUAGCUGGCAGCACUGUGGGUAUAGUGGGCCUGGGCGGCGUCGGCCAGGGAAUCGUGAGGAGGCUGAAAGGUUUUGACGUCGCCAAGUUCCUCUACUGUGGACGCAGUGACAAGCCUGAGGCCAGCACUUUAGGAGUCCAACGAGUGUCCCUCGAGGAGUUGUUAGCAGAAAGUGACUACGUCAUCCUAGCAUGCCCUUUAACAGAUGAGACGAAGCACCUUAUAAACGCAAACACGCUGAAUAUGAUGAAGAAAACCGCGGUCUUAGUUAAUAUUGCAAGAGGAGGCGUGGUAGACCAAGACGCGCUGUACGAGGCGCUGAAGGAGAACAGAAUAUUCGCGGCCGGCUUGGACGUGGUCACGCCGGAGCCGAUACUGAGGGACCACAAGCUACUCACGCUGCCCAACUGCUAUAUAGUUCCGCAUUUGGGAAGUGCUACCAUUAACACUCGAAACAAAAUGGCCACCAUUGCCGCCAAAAAUGUACUUCUCGGUUUAGAGGGAAAACCUCUUCUAUUCCCUGUUAUAUAAAUAAAAUUCCAAUUCAAUCACAACGAAUACCUAUUUAUAACUUUGAAAA